CCAAUAACCCAUGAUAUAAACAACAUGGUAUGAUCGCAAAAGUCCAGAUUUGGUCCAAGCUCGCGCAAUACGUCACUUGCUUACCCGUGUUAUCAUAUUGUCAUUAAAUUAUUAUUGCUAUACACUAUGCUACGUCACGUGCUUACCGAAGGAUCUGACCGUCAAAAAGUUACGAUCAUACCUGGUUUUUAUAUCAUGCAAUAACCAUUCUAUCUUAAACCGUUGCUGGAACAAAACGGUUUUUUUAUUUCCUUUUCCUCGGCGGUCUUUUGCAGUUUGCGGGUGUAUGCUCGAAAUUCGAAACCAUUUUAUUAAUAUGUCAGAAGUCUAGCUAUGCAUCUCCGAAAGGCGAACACUAGGGUUAUCGAAAUUGCAAUCGAGUAGCUAACAAAAAAAAAUGUCAGAAUUUGAGUACAGCAGUUCAAGUAACGAAGAGAGCAGUGAAGAUGAAGAAUUGGUUUUUCCAAUUACAUCCAAACAGAAAAAAUAUGCCCACAACGCUAUCAAAGUUUCGAGGGAACUGCGUACUUACUACUCAAAUUUAUUCAUUGAUUCUUAUAACUUAAUUGACUUGUUUAUCAAAAAAAAAACAUUAACGUACAGUUCGUUUUUAGAAGUUUUUAAUUCUUCGAUGUUCCAUGAAAUUUAUGCUAAGCCCAAUAGGGAAAAAAAGCACACUUAUUUAGCCCCACAUCAUUACAUCACAACCACACAGGACUCUCUUGCAGUGGCAACCAAGUUUUUGAGAUCUAAAUCGAGACAAGCACGAAUAGGUGCCGUUUACUUAUUGUACACAAUCAACGUUACUCAGCCAUUUAAACGGUAUCUGAUCGAUAUAAAAAUGGUACGCAAAGACUACUUCAAUACUAAAGAAUUGGUCCACAGUUGUUUUAAUGAAGGUCUACGGGACCCAUCAUUCUGUUUUUACCGACUGGAUAUCAGUAGAAAAAUAACAAUUACAGCUACAGUCAUCAACCCUUGUUUAGAAGCCAACUAUCCUAGAGCGGAGGUCCGCAAGUUUAUGGGCCGUGUCGCUGAUAAGUGUUUUAAAGUUGAAUACGAAGAGCGCAAAGAUUUUGAUCCAUCCAAUAGACUACAUCUUAUGGAGUAUCAGAUGCGCAAUGAAUUAGCAUACAUUAACAAAUUGAGUAAUUUGUCUUUGGGUCGAGACGUUGCUUCUGAACAUAAGCCAGAACUUUCUAGAGCAAUAGUAGAGAUAAGCGCUGCUAAAAAUGUUACUACAGAUGAACAAAAAAACAAUGACAUUGAAUGUCCGAAAAAAACCCGGUAUAAAAAUACUAAUAUCAGAGCGUUCCCAGGUAGAAAUGAAGAUGUUCUAGAGGAUAUGGUUGAAUUUUCAGUGCCACCAAUCCUUGACAAACAUGUCAAUAACUGUCAUCCGAAAAAGAAACUAAAAUUAUCCAGGAGGAAGAUAUUAAAAAAGCAUGCCAAAAAAGAAGAACCACAGGAUACUAUCUCAACAUUACCGAGAUUGAGCACUAUCCUAGACUCGGAUUCUUCCUGCCCCAGUAUCAAUAGUGACGAUGAUGAUUAUUAUGGGAACACAUAUGGAGAUAUGAUUUGGCGUAUCCUGGAAGGACAAGAAAUCAGUGAAGUUAUUGAUCAUUCAACUAUCGACCAAGAGGAAGAUAUCAAAAUGUGAAUAAUUAUUUAUUUCAAAUUAUGAUUUAAGUGUAUAUUGAAAAUAUUUAUUAAUUAAGCAUUAUGUUUAAGACUUAACAACGUACAUGUAGGUAAACAUGGUUAUUGAUAAAUUAAAAUAAAACUAUGAUGUGUUAUUUGAGCA
Acyrthosiphon pisum (pea aphid) is the source of this 1807-nucleotide messenger RNA. RefSeq lists its product as uncharacterized. Bases 398 to 1663 code for a protein of 421 amino acids. The record is from RefSeq and is a predicted model, not a curated record. The transcript has 5 exons. Lineage: Eukaryota; Metazoa; Arthropoda; Insecta; Hemiptera; Aphididae.